AUGCACGAACGAGCUAAAAGAUACUGGCUAAUUGCAUGUCCGCUGUAUAGGUCAUGGACUUCGGACAAGACCCAAGACCGAAGAUGGCACAAUGCUGGCCUGCUUGGGUUUGCUGGAAUCGCUGCACUAGUAGCUCUCCUCGUCAGCAAUAAUGCGGUCAAGUAUGCUAUGUUGUGUGUCCAGACUGGCGCAAUGUACACAACAAUACCUCUGAUUCUCAACUGGACCAGCGAAGUUCUGUCUCAGCCAACACGUAAGCGAUCUACAGCUAUGGCGUUGGUGAACUCAUUUGGUCACACGAGCUACAUUUACGGAAGCUUCCCGUGGCCCAGCGCCGAGGGGCCACGUAACCUAAAGGGAUUUGCCGUGUCGACUGCCGUCUUGUUCCUCGGCGUCUUGAUAGCUGCAUUGAUGCCAGUGAUCGCGAGUUACCUACCAAAGCCGCAGCCUGACGUAAUGCUUUAUGGACAAGAGUUGUUUGUUGCUGGCGAGGAGAAGCUCGAGAAGCAGGACGGAUGA
This is a messenger RNA of Alternaria arborescens, 519 nucleotides long. RefSeq lists its product as hypothetical. Gene Ontology annotation, molecular function: transmembrane transporter activity. Bases 1 to 519 code for a protein of 172 amino acids. The record is from RefSeq and is a predicted model, not a curated record. Gene Ontology annotation, cellular component: membrane. The transcript has a single exon. Lineage: Eukaryota; Fungi; Ascomycota; Dothideomycetes; Pleosporales; Pleosporaceae.